Lepisosteus oculatus (spotted gar) is the source of this 906-nucleotide messenger RNA. The record is from RefSeq and is a predicted model, not a curated record. NCBI's taxonomy places the organism in Eukaryota, Metazoa, Chordata, Actinopteri, Semionotiformes, Lepisosteidae.
AUGAAUCAGAAUAUCUUUUUUGUUUCAGACAUGACGUCAGAGACAAAGAUGUGGCUCCUUGCACUUCUGUCGCUUCUCCACAGAACUUCUGUCUCAGAAACAGAGACGUUUCAGGUUCUUGGUCCCCCUGCUCCUGUUGUUGUGUCCCCCGGUGAAGACGUCGUCCUGCCCUGUUCCCUCUCACCCAGCGUCAGCGCCCUGGACCAGGUGGUCAGGUGGUUGAGAGUCGGUCUCAUAGUUCCCAUCUGCUUGUACGCAAACCAGCAGUACAUCCUGCAGGACCCGCUCUCCCCCUACUGGGGAAGGACUGAACUCUUCACGGCUGAGCUUGCCAGGGGCAAUGUGUCUUUAAUCCUGAGAGAUGUGAGGCACUCCGACCGGGGACAGUACAAGUGUUUGGUAGAAUUUAAAGAAGCUGUGGUUGACCUGGGUGUGAGAGCCCUGGGCUCCCAGCCCUCAGUGUCUCUCCACUCCCCUGGAGGAGGUCAGACCCAGCUGCUGUGCAGGUCAGAGGGCUGGUUCCCUGCACCUGCAGUGAUCUGGACAGACAGGGAUGGACACGAUGUGACCUCACUGUCCAGCACCACAGUGGAGAAGGACAGUCAGGGGCUCCUCAGUGUCAGCAGCUACAUCCCAGUCCAGCAGGAGUCCAACAUCUUCUCCUGUCUGGUCAGAAGUGCCCAACCUGGGCCAGACUGGGGACCUCAGCUCCACAUUCCCAGAGACUUUUCCUCUGGACCCUCAGGAUGGAUGGUGGCUCUCUGUGUAACAGCAGCUGUGACUGUAGCAGCGUCAGCACUUCUGGUGAUCCAGUGGAGGAGAAUGGACAGGGAGGAGAAACUGAUAAGCCUUCCUGUCAUCCAGAGAGAACUGGGUAAGUCCUCCCUCCUCCUGGAGGAAGAUGUG